Rotaria sp. Silwood2 is the source of this 699-nucleotide messenger RNA. The record is from the annotation of a GenBank genome assembly. NCBI's taxonomy places the organism in Eukaryota, Metazoa, Rotifera, Eurotatoria, Philodinida, Philodinidae.
AUGUAUUUUGAUACUCGAGCACGAGCAGUGAAUUAUACCUGGGGCCGACGAUGUGAUGGUCUAUUUUUCAUCACAGAAUCAUCGAAUGAUACUCAAGGCUUGCCUAUAGCACCGAUCGCAAAUCUUACACCUGGCUACGAGCAUUUAACACAAAAAGUUGUUUUAGCAUUGCAAUAUGCAUAUGAAUAUCACUUCAAUAAUUUCGAUUGGUUCGUUAAAGCUGAUGAUGAUACCUAUAUUUUUAUGGAAAAUCUGAAGGCAUUUUUGCUUAAACAGAACACCUCUGAACCAGUCACAUUCGGAUGGAUUUCGAAGGGUUAUGACUAUCACCAGGGCGGUGCUUCCUAUGUAUUAAGUCGAGAAGCACUAAAACGUUUCAAUCAAGCUCAUCAGAAGCCUAAUACAACGUGUCGCAAAUAUGGUGGUCAUGAAGAUAUCGAAAUUCGAGCAUGUCUUCGUAGUGAAGGUGUCUAUAUGGGCAACACACGUGAUAAGGAAAAUCGUGAACGUUUUCAUCCUCUAAACUUUUAUGACCUUUUCGUCGGUCCUAUACCAGAUUGGUACAAGGAUAGAGCAGCACUUGAGCCUGUAACUAGUUAUGAAUGCUGUGGUGAGGACGUAAUAUCAUUCCACUACGUUCCUUGGAAUGAACUAUAUUUAAUUGACUCAAUGUGGCAUAGAUUUCGACAUGAAAGAUAA